Enterospora canceri is the source of this 252-nucleotide messenger RNA. Lineage: Eukaryota; Fungi; Microsporidia; Enterocytozoonidae. The record is from the annotation of a GenBank genome assembly.
AUGCAGAGAGCCUCAAUAUUCUGUACCAAAAUGAUUUGGAUUUCUAUGGCCUUGUUAAGAGCAUACGCAAAGAAUGUAAGAGAAGGAUGUGAAAUAAAUGCUGCAUUUUUAGCCUAUGAAAAAGUACAAUCUCAUUUACAAGAACAAGAAGAUGUGUGUAUUCAACAACUUGGACGUAGAGAGGAUGAAAGGAGGUCUACAACUGGAUCGAGGGACGAAGGAAGUCUACGAGGACGAGAAGGAGACAUUUAG